Brassica rapa (field mustard) is the source of this 1343-nucleotide messenger RNA. RefSeq names its product ferritin-1, chloroplastic. Lineage: Eukaryota; Viridiplantae; Streptophyta; Magnoliopsida; Brassicales; Brassicaceae. Gene Ontology annotation, molecular function: ferric iron binding; ferrous iron binding. Gene Ontology annotation, cellular component: cytoplasm. The record is from RefSeq and is a predicted model, not a curated record. Gene Ontology annotation, biological process: iron ion transport; intracellular iron ion homeostasis.
GGAAGUGUGGCAACGCGAGAGUGGGGGAGACAAAAUGGUAAAAAGAAAAAAGAUUCGGAGGGACAAAAGAGAAAGCAGACAAACUUUAAUCUGAUAAGAGAGAGAUGCUAACGUGGAAUCGAAUAUCCUCACGUUCACACUAUCCCAUUGGAUGAUGCACGAGGCCGCCACACGCCCCUACAUCUGGUCUUAUCUACGCCCUCCACGUGGAUCAUGAUCCAACGGUGACCACACGCCAUUUCCCUCUUAUUUAAACCCCACUUCUCCUCCUCUCUUAUCAUCAUCAUCAACAAACAAACAAUCAAUAGCAGCAGCAGCCAUAAUAACCUAAACACCUUUCCCAUUCCAAUAGAAAAGAAAACCUUAUGGCCUCCAAGGCGCUCUCUUCUUUCACGGCUAAGCCCGCUGUGUCACUGCUCCCACAUGGCGUCUCCUCCUCUGCCUCUCCGUCUGUUACGUCUCUGAGCUUCUCAAGGCAUACUGGCGGCAGAGGAGUGGUGGUUGCGUCCUCAACGGUAGACACAAACAAUAUGCCGAUGACAGGAGUGGUGUUCCAGCCGUUCGAGGAGGUGAAGAAAGCCGAUCUGGCCAUUCCAAUCACAUCUAAUGCCUCCCUCGCUCGCCAGAGGUAUGCCGACUCUUGCGAGGCUGCCAUUAACGAGCAAAUCAAUGUGGAAUACAACGUGUCGUAUGUUUACCAUUCAAUGUACGCCUACUUCGACAGAGACAACGUUGCUCUCAAGGGUCUUGCCAAAUUUUUCAAGGAAUCAAGUGAUGAAGAAAGAGAGCACGCUGAGAAGUUUAUGGAGUACCAGAACAAAAGAGGAGGAAGAGUGACACUCCACCCUAUCGUCUCCCCUAUCUCUGAUUUUGAACAUGCUGAAAAAGGAGAUGCCUUAUAUGCAAUGGAGUUGGCCCUGUCUCUGGAGAAACUGACCAACGAGAAGCUUCUAAACCUUCACAGAGUGGCAUCAGAGAACAAUGACCCACAGUUAGCUGAUUUUGUUGAGAGUGAGUUUCUUGGAGAGCAGAUUGAAGCAAUCAAGAAGAUCUCAGACUUCAUCACCCAGCUAAGGAUGGUUGGCAAAGGACACGGAGUUUGGCACUUCGACCAGAUGCUUCUGAACUAGACUGGGAAAUUCACUUUAUGCUCUGGGAGAUUAAAAGAGAAGUGAACCGAAGAAGAUUGAUUCUGUAAAAGUUUCUAGAGUACUGGAAGUUAUUAUUGGAGCAAAAUAAGAUUGUAGUAGUAAUAAUAGUAAGCUUUUGUGUGUUAAGAUGAUGUUUUUUUUGUAAUAAUUUCCUAAGUUUAAUCUAUGAAGAAGGUUUUUUUUUGUUUCAUA